UCAAGACAUCCAAAGUAGUUAUGUCGUAAAUUAUUCGUUACUAGCAAUUUGUCAAUCGAUCGAUUCUUUCGAGAGGAUAUUUGAUGUUUCAAGAUGGUUCUCCGCGUGCAAGUAGUCACAGUGUAAAGAACACACGAUAACAACGAGCUAAUACUUCGAUCGAGUUACUUACACAUCUUUAUCAAAGGUACUUUAAGGGUAUAAAUUAACAAGGGCGAAUAAAUGAUUAAAUCACCACUUUGGUUUACGACAAUCGAAAUGACAGCAGGUACGCAUUACUUAGUUGCACUAUUCGUGUAAAUAUUACAUGGUAGAAAUAAAGUAAAAGCAUAAUGGCCAAUCCCAGACACUCAACAAACUUCACUGUCACUCAUCAAGUGUCAAUCGCAUAUACUGCCGUGCACUCUCAAUAUCAGUUUUCUCCUUACUAUGGACAAAGCCACAGUAGUAAACGAGUACAUGAAAGUAGUGAAGAUAUGUACUAUGAUGGGCGGAAUUUGGCCUGAUCAGAGUAAAUUUUCGAAACUCGUUAUGCGAACGAUUAUAUACAUCGUCGUUGUGCUAUCGCUUGUUACGCAGAUGGCAAACGUUGUGUGUUUCUACAGUCUACAGACCGUAGUAGAGCAGGUCUGUUUUUUUAAUGCGGUAGCUGCAGUAUUGAUAAAGCAAGGGAAUUAUAUUGUAAACAUGGCGGAGUACAAGAUGCUGCUUACUGCUAUUUGGAAGGAUUGGUCAGCCAAUAGACGGAUUGAUGAAUCUGACAUUAUGGUCGAGUACGCCAAAAGGGGAGCCUUUUUUUCUCGGUUGUACUGCGGACUUGGCGUUUUCUGUUCCAUAAGUUUUAUUCAACUAUCUCUAUCGCCAUAUAUUUUAGACAUAAUUUCACCGAACAACGAAACGCGAGAUUUAAUAUACAUUUAUCCAGCUUAUUAUUAUAUCGAUGAUCGGAAGUACCGUAUGUUUAUAAGUUUUCAUAUGAUAUAUACGGUUAUAUCAACAUUUUUUGUGUAUGUCGGCUGUGAUGCGAGUUAUAUAUAUAUGGUGCAACACGCCUGUGGGCAGUUAGCGGUGGCUGGACAUCGUUUCAAGAAUGCGCUUUCAGAUUUGUCUAUCGACAAUGAAAAGAGUGGAAUGCAGGAUAAGAGUUAUGAGAGAGUGCUUCAUUCGAUUCGAGAACACCAAUAUGCUACAAAGUCAGUACUGAAAUUAGAAAAACAUUAGUUGCCGCCAUUCUCUUGUUAGCUUAUUUCAU
Molecule: messenger RNA, 1252 nt
Organism: Bombus impatiens (common eastern bumble bee)
Lineage: Eukaryota; Metazoa; Arthropoda; Insecta; Hymenoptera; Apidae
Exons: 5
Coding region: 430-1221 (263 amino acids)
Biological process (GO): detection of chemical stimulus involved in sensory perception of smell; sensory perception of smell
Cellular component (GO): plasma membrane
Molecular function (GO): odorant binding; olfactory receptor activity
Source: RefSeq, a predicted model, not a curated record